AUGAGGAAUCAGACACUUCUGAGAAUCUUCUUGCUCCUAAGACUAACGGACAGCAGGGCGCUGCUGGGGCUGCAGGCCACCCUCUUCUCCCUAGUCUACCUGGUGACCAUGCUGGAGAACCUGACCAUCCUCCUCCUCACAGUUCUCGACCACCGCCUUCAUACUCCCAUGUACUUCUUCCUCAGGCAUCUGUCCUGCUUGGACCUGUGUCUCAUCUCCACUACAGUUCCCAAAACUAUUGUCAACUCUGUCACCUUCAGCGACUCCAUCUCUUUCUUGGGAUGUGUGUCUCAGCUCUUCCUCGUGGUCCUGAUGGCAGGGUCAGAGAUGGGAAUCCUGACUGCCAUGUCAUAUGAUCGCUAUGUUGCCAUCUGCCAUCCUCUGAACUAUGAGGCUGUCAUGAGCAAAGGGUGCUGUGUCCAGUUGGUGGCUGUGUCCUGGCUCAGUGGAGUGGUGUUUGGGAUUUUGUACUCAGCUGGGACAUCCUCCCUAGAGUUCUGUGGCUCCAACCAGAUUCACCAGUUUUUCUGUGAUGUCCCAUCCCUACUAGAGCUCAGUUGUUCUGAAGAGCAUGCUGUCAUCAAUGUCAGUGUGGUCCUUGGGGUUUUUUAUGCAUUCUCAUGUUUGGUUUGCAUGGUGGUCUCCUAUGUGUUUAUUUUCUCUGCUGUGUUGAAGAUCUCAUCCAGGCACAGCCAGUCCAAAGCCUUCUCCACCUGCCUGCCCCACCUAGUGAUUGUAGGGACCUUUUUCCUCUCGGGUGCUGUUGCUUAUCUGAAGCCUGCCUCCAAAGCUUCUCCUACUGGGGACUUGCUAUGCUCUGUGCUCUACUCUGUGGUGCCUCCUGUCUUGAACCCCAUUAUCUACUGCCUGAGGAACAGGGACAUUCGGUCAGCCAUGGAUAAAGUGCUAAGGAAAGUGAGAAGGGGACUAAUAGGAAAUUGA
Messenger RNA from Cavia porcellus (domestic guinea pig), 942 nucleotides. Its product is annotated as olfactory receptor 14K1-like. Gene Ontology annotation, cellular component: membrane. The transcript has a single exon. The record is from RefSeq and is a predicted model, not a curated record. Gene Ontology annotation, biological process: G protein-coupled receptor signaling pathway. Gene Ontology annotation, molecular function: G protein-coupled receptor activity; odorant binding; olfactory receptor activity. Bases 1 to 942 code for a protein of 313 amino acids. Lineage: Eukaryota; Metazoa; Chordata; Mammalia; Rodentia; Caviidae.